UGCCCACCCAAACACGCACUUCACAAUUGCAUUUGUGCGGUUGAAGGCUUUUAAGCCAUUAUUUUACGCGUUUCUUCCACCACCUCUGCCUCUAAUCGCCUUCCUCGGCGAGAUGUUCUCGGGCCUAACACCGGUUAUCAAUUCCCUAAACUCGUCGGUGGAAUCAAUUAUUUUUCAAAUUCCGGUGAGUUUUCAAACCCUUCUUAAUUUGUCCGAUCAUUUCCUUACGUUUCUCCGGCGAGUUUCGUCAGAUUACGGUGUAGGACUCGAGCACUGUACUACAAGUGUCAGUGGGUCCAGGGCUUCUGUAGCAGCAGUCAUGUUUGCCUCUUUCGCUUGUUUACUUUACUGUAAGAAGAAGAAGAGAGCAUGUGUAAACCGCGCUGUUGCGUCGGUUACUUCUACCGAGGCCGGAGAGUCGCCGGAACCUUGGACAGAAGCGUCGACCGUGAAAGCAUUAAUUAACGAAGCACCCUUCAGUGGACAUAAAGGUGAGAUCAUCGCAGUAUCAGAUGCUAAGUAUGCAGAAGAAUUGCAGGUCCAAGAAGCUUUAUUGGCCUCUCUACUCCCUACUCAGAUGGGAAACACUGCUUCUUCCUCUAUGCAAGCAAGACCAAUGUUGAAUUCCGAGCUGAUGGAGAUUGCAAAGGAAGCUGAAGAACCAUCACAAAGCUUCUGUGAGAUUUGCUUGGAAAACAAGGAAAGUUGGCAGAUGUUUGAAAAUAACAGAUGUUCACACUCCUUUUGUUAUGACUGCACAAGUAAACAUAUUGUGGCAAAGAUCCAAGAGAACGUAAAAAUGGUUCUCUGUCCAGGAGUCAAUUGCAAUGCCACGCUUGAUUUUAAUGCUUGCAGAUGGAUGAUCCCUAGAGAGGUCCUUGUUUGCUGGGAUGAGACACUAUGCAACUCCCUGAUUCUCGAAUCUCAGAAAUUGUAUUGCCCUUUCAGAGACUGUUCAGCCAUGUUGGUAAAUGAUUGUGCCGAUUGCAUCAACAAAAUCAAGUGUCCCAUAUGCCAAAGAUCUUUCUGUGCCCUCUGUUGUGUCCCAUGGCAUUCGGAUUUUACAUGCAAGGAGUAUCAGAAACUGAAUGCAAAGAAGACGGGGAAAGAAGAGGUCAUGGUGAAGUCACUUGCUAAGAAGAAAAUGUGGCAGAAAUGUCCCCGUUGCAAAAUGUAUGUUGAAAAAGCUGAGGGUUGUUGGCAUAUUACAUGCAGGUGCUCAUAUGAAUUUUGCUACAGGUGUGGAUCAAAGUGGAGUGGAUCUCAUAGCAAAUGCCGCGUAAGAACAUGACUACAAUUUAGUCUGAGUAGAGUACAGAGAGUUGCACCGAAAUGAUAGACCUUGAAAUCCAGGGCCGCUUGUGGGUCGCCUUGUUUGAGAAAAUGGAAUGACCCAAAUCAUGUUAGUAUUGUAUAUAAUAACCCUGUAUAUUUCAGUGUUUUGUUUGACCUGGAGCAUUGGGAGCAUUAUUUGAUUGUUAUAUCAAAAACUUUCACUGGAAUAUUUGUAGGUGGAAUGGUAUUGCAAUUAAACCGCCGCAUUGCAAUCCUACUUUGAAUGAUUUGUGUUUCUCUCAGUUUUGUGGAUGAAUAG
Messenger RNA from Ilex paraguariensis (yerba mate), 1594 nucleotides. The record is from the annotation of a GenBank genome assembly. NCBI's taxonomy places the organism in Eukaryota, Viridiplantae, Streptophyta, Magnoliopsida, Aquifoliales, Aquifoliaceae.